UUUACACAACAGCGAGGCGCCCGUCGGAUCUCCAUUGGACUCCGCGCUGGAUCUCCCACAGCGCUUCUGCUCCCGCCGCCGCUCCAUCACCAAACGCUCAACGCCAAAGCAGGAGGACAAGCUCCGAUUUCCGUGCCAUGUGCAGAACGACAUGUAUGUGUGAAUUCAUGCGGUGACAGCGGGAGGGAAUGGAGCAGUUGUCAUCAAAUUCCUGUAGACGCACCGACGGUGAUAAAGGGGAGGCUGUCGUGUAGAGAGAAGACCUUCAUACGCAGCAGCCAAUCCGAGAGAUUCGUUUUUCUUGCCAGCGAAAAGGAUCAGUGGUCAGGUGUCGCCUUUCUUUUUCAACCACAACAAUGGGGGAGCAGCCCAUCUACAGCACGCGGGCCCACGUCUUCCAGAUUGACCCCAACACCAAGAAGAACUGGCUGCCCACUAGCAAGCAUGCCGUCACCGUCUCCUACUUCUACGACAGCACACGCAACGUCUACCGCAUCAUCAGCCUGGAUGGCACCAAGGCAAUAAUCAACAGCACCAUCAGUCCCAACAUGACGUUCACAAAGACCUCACAGAAGUUUGGCCAGUGGGCGGACAGUCGAGCUAACACUGUCUAUGGCCUGGGAUUCUCCACUGAGCAUCAUCUAUCCAAGUUUGCAGAGAAGUUUGCAGAGUAUAAAGAGGCAGCACGGCUCGCUAAAGAAAAGAGUCAAGAAAAGAUGGAGAUGGCCACGUCUCCUUCCCAGGAGUCUCCAGCAGGUGAGCUCUCGUCACCUUUGACCCCAGUGACUCCGCCCAUGGAAAACAUCAACGGCACAGAUGAAAUCUGCGACACGACUCCCAACUCAGACACCCGUCCAGAGCCAGCGCAGAACGCGCUGGCCUUCGCACACAGCCCUGCCAUGACAAAACACUGGGAGGCUGAGCUGGAGGCACUAAAGGGGAACAAUGCCAAGCUAACGGCAGCUCUGCUGGAGUCCACAGCCAACGUCAAACAGUGGAAACAACAACUGGCUGCCUACCAGGAGGAGGCCGAGAGACUACACAAACGGGUGACGGAGCUGGAGUGCCAGAGCAACCAAACCCCAGUGAUCAAAUCCCAGAAGACUGAACUCAACCAAACCAUUGAGGAACUGGAGACUACGCUAAGAGAUAAAGAAGAGGAAAUGGAAAAGUUGAAAGAAGAAUUGGAAAACAUGAAUGACCUGAUGGAGCAGAAAGACACUCUUACCCAGAAACUUGAGGAGACAGAGCUGCGCAGUCGAGUGCUCGAGGAGCAGCUGGCGGGUGCAGAGCAGCGGCUAGAGGAGAACCAAGAGGAACAGGAGAAUUUCAGAAAGAGCCUGCGGACGCUGCUGGAGCUGCUGGACGGCAAGAUCUUCGAGCUGACGGAGCUCAGAGACACCUUGGCUCGACUCAUAGAGGAGGCCAGCUAGAGACGGAGCUGCCUGAUCUUCACAGACAGAGCCAUAUGAUAAUUUACAGAGACGCCCCCCAACGCACCCACAUCAGCCCUACCCAUCAUGCCCCACCUUUCUCCCACACCUGACACACUUUAAAAUCAAGACACGGCACUGCCCCGAUUCCGAUUUCGCUCAAAAAGGGCAGCUAAUUCCCUGUUUUUACCUUGCAGGCAUCGAGCUCCAACCAAACCCAGGCACUCCUGUAGUUCAAGACAACGCAGGGACUACCUCAUCUUGCCUUCUGAUCGGCUGGUGUAGGCGUAACCUUGGUUGAAUUGAUCUCUCCAGCCACAGAGAUGCCUGGCGUAGACAUACACACACACAGUCACACACACGCACUCAACAAGAGUUAACUUGAGAACUGUGCCUCAGUGCCAUCUGCUGUUUGAGUGGGAGAGCUGCACCACAGAUUGCAGCAUCACAACGUCUCACACACACACCCUUUUCUUCAUCUCUAAACUGCCCCCCUCACCCCAAGGGGAAUGUUGAAAGUCAUGUGGAAAUAAUUGCUGUUAAGACUCAGAGAACUGCGCCAAAGCUGCCAAAUCCCCCCAAAAUAUUGUCCUCUAACUAGCAGAUGCUUUGAUCCAAAGUGACUUACUGUACAGAGAAGCGCUGAACAGAGAAACAGAGUCCCACGUUUGAGCUCGGGCUGCCAGCAGAGUGUCACUGGAAACAGAGAAUUAAAGGACGGCUCUCAACAAACCGGUCAAGUCUUACCUAUUGGCCUGGAGUGACAUCAGUGCUGCUCCCCAGCCUGGACACACAAGGCUGCUCUGAAAAGGAGAUCGGUUUACUUCACAAGUGAAAAUGAAUGACUGCUAUGUAUCCACAGCCUAUUUAAAAUCCUACAUGAUAGAUGAGUAUUGAAUCUUCCACAGGCAUUGUUCAUGCCUCACAGAAAUUUUUAAAGGGCGUGUGCCCGCGUUAGAUUUGACAUGAGAAGUCCUGUAUCCUGACUGCUUCCACCGUCUCAGACAACUGACCUGUCUUCCUGCCAAACUCAGUGUGGUGUGUGUUCCUGAACAAGGCCUGGCUUUUGGCAUAACGUGUGCCUUUAAAGCACACAUGAGCGGACACAUGUUUGUAUAUAAUAUGGGUGUGUGUGUGUGUGUUUUGUGCAGUGAGAGAAAGACCCUGUUUUUGGACAUCAAGGCCUACAUACACGCACACACACACGCACACACACACGCACACACACACACACACACUGAGCAAUACCAGACAGGCUCUAUACGACACCUCGAUCUAACUCUAUCAGGUACUCUACUCAGUGGACUCAUGCAAAUAGGUCAAAUGCAACCCAGCUGAUACCCCCCACCCCACCCCACCCCCACGUCCGACAGAAAGUGUACUACUGUUGACCGCGAACCUGUGUGGCAGCCCUGUCUAGUCGAAGUAGUACAUCGUGAAGGGCUUAUAGAGUGUCAUCUACAUGUUCGUAAAUCUCCACCCUCAGUGAAACUGGCCACAGAUUUUCACUCGUCGCGGGUGAACACAGAACUGUACUCAGUUUCUAUUCUUUUUUUUACACAGGAUAUAUUACCGAUGAUAUGAUUAUAGAACUGUAUAGGACAAACUUUCUACUCAUGAUGGCAUUGUAAAUGAAUGGAUGGAUAACUCAAAUGCAGUAACACCCCGCAGUGGCUUAUUGUUGUGUAUUAACCCACAGAAAAGUAUUGCAUAGUUUAUCAUAGAGUAUCUAGUCUGUAGGUAAACAAUCAAAACCUCUUCAAUGUAUGCGUAACAACACAAUGUAAACACAUAGUGUUAUACGUUCUGUACCAAAACAUUCACUUAUAAAGCAGCUCCCGUAAAGGUUAAAUCCAAAACUACUUCUUAAAGUCUCUUCCUUUAAAAUCACUAAAUUUCUAAAACGCUACGUGCUCAUGUGAAAUGCUGCUUAUUUUAUCUUUCAAUUGAGCACUCUGUUUGCACUGUGUUAUUACACUGUUUUAACUCCAUCAUAUAGCAAGAGAUUUGCAUUAAGUCCUAGCACAGCAUAAUUCUGUACUUAACAUAUUGUAGUUAGUCACACAGGUUAAUACACUGGAAUAAGAUCCAUGUAAAGGGAAAUGUUACCCUUUUUUUUCUUUCUGGUUUAACUUUGACAGUCAAAUGACAGAGAUGGAAUACCUUAAUAUUAAUGCUAUUGUUAAUGAAUGCCUUUGUACAGUAGUGGAUAAGAAGCUUUUCAUUCUCCUGUUUUGUAACUUAUGGUAUUUAAAUGUAGGUAUUAUUAUUGUAUUUAGAGGUAUGAGAAGACUGGCAAUAUUUUUGACUAUUUAAAGUAAUUUUGAACUCAUGAUAUUAAAGAGGUACCUCAGGCUAAAGAUGUUUGUAGAUUGGUGAGACUUGUGUGUUUGCAGGUGAAAGGAUUUACCAAGUGCUGGUGAAAAAAAAAAAAAAAAAAAAACACGAUCAGGAGAUCACACCCGUUGGUGCUUCAGCCAAGCUAAAUCCUUUGUUGAAUUCAAACAAAGACAGUUCUACUAGGCUGAGAACACACCUCUGUGAACUAAGAAAUGCUAUGUUUUAUAUUCAAAUACAGUGACCGCAGAAUUCAAUGUGUACA
Messenger RNA from Toxotes jaculatrix (banded archerfish), 4035 nucleotides. It is a transcript of the gene homer1b, whose product is annotated as homer scaffold protein 1b. Bases 357 to 1433 code for a protein of 358 amino acids. Lineage: Eukaryota; Metazoa; Chordata; Actinopteri; Toxotidae. Gene Ontology annotation, molecular function: G protein-coupled glutamate receptor binding. The record is from RefSeq and is a predicted model, not a curated record. Gene Ontology annotation, biological process: G protein-coupled glutamate receptor signaling pathway; regulation of store-operated calcium entry. The transcript is spliced from 9 exons. Gene Ontology annotation, cellular component: cytoplasm; postsynaptic density; plasma membrane.